AUGAGUUCCAUCUCAUCUAAUCUCGUCCGCGCCGGGCUCCCUCGCGGCAUUCGAAUUACUACCGUUUCAACGCCGUACCAGCACCGAUCCAUCUCGUGGAUGCCCUGGGAACAACCCAACCCGAAGCUUUACAUAGACCAAUCCGACCCGGUCUACAACCUGCCGCCUCCGGAGGACCCUGCCAAGAAGACUGACGCUGGAGCCGAAGCCAAGAAGUCUCACGCAGACACCACCGGCACCCAAGACGUGCGCAAGGCCGGCGAGGCCGCCGUCGCUCCAGGCACCGCGGCCGUCGGAGCAGGAGGCAAACAAGAAGUCUCGACAUCCGGCAAGACGGUGCCGACCUCCAUCCAAGCGGGCAGCCUCCGCAUCCCCUCCACCCAGACGCGCAGCAUGCACACGGCAAGCGGCGGCACUCCCUCCAGCGCGCCCGCACUCCUUUACCUCCCCACAACCCUCCUGCGCAUCCCAGGCAUGCCCUCGACCUGGCCCGGCGAGUCCCCCCAGUCGCCCGACCAGCCGCGCAUCCGCAAGCGCCGGAUGGAGGUAAUCCACGAGUUCAGCAGCAAGCCUCAGCAGCUCAUCCGCGCCGCUGCCGCCAUCACCACCACCGCCUCCGGCUCUCCUUCCGAGGACAACAAGUCCACGCGCCAGGUGCUCGAGACCCUGGGCGACAUGACGUCUGCGUCGCCGCAGACCUACAACGAAGACGACAACGGCGAUGACGGCGACUUGGACCCGAACACGUCGCUCAGCUUCGAGAAGGCGGUGGCACGCUACAUGGAGGGCGUCAAGGCGCGCGAGGAGGCGCUCGCUGUCGCCGACCAGUCUGGCGACCCGGCUGUCAGCCGCCAGGUCCUGGACGAGGUGGAGCGCAACCAGUGGCGUCGCGUCGUCUGGGCUGCGCUGGAGAAUCUGCCUAAGCUGCCUCCCGAGAGCGACGAGAGUGGUAAGGGCAAGGAUACUGCGGGACAGGGUAAGGAUGCUAAGGGAAAGGGCAAAGGACGCGCUUAG
Molecule: messenger RNA, 1014 nt
Organism: Annulohypoxylon truncatum
Lineage: Eukaryota; Fungi; Ascomycota; Sordariomycetes; Xylariales; Hypoxylaceae
Exons: 2
Coding region: 1-1014 (337 amino acids)
Source: RefSeq, a predicted model, not a curated record